UUGAUGACAUCACUUAAUUUUUCCAUUACACACAACACAACUCGAAAACCCUGACAGAAACUUGUUGUCCUGUUCUCAGUUACCUCUGAACCCACAGAGAGAGACAUGACACACCCCUAUGGCCUAUCCUGAUGGCUUAUAAAUAGCAGCCCUUGCAGCAAGAGACACACGAACCCAAACGACCAGAGCGUCUCCAAGAGCAAACAACUUCCAGGAACCCAACAUACUAGAUAUAGGAAGCAUUAGCUUAGUAGAAUCCCACCAGGGAAGCUUUACCUGCUCCAAAGAUGUCUUCUGGGUCAUCGCGGAGCACCUCACCGAGCUCGGACUCGGAGUGGAGCAAGAAGGAGAACAAGAUGUUCGAGGAGGCGCUGGCCUACUACGGCGAGGGUGCCCAAAACCUCUGGGAGAAGGUGGCCUGCGCCAUGGGGGGCACCAAAUCCGCCGAGGAGGUGCGCCGCCACUUCCAGAUCCUUGUCGACGACGUCAAGAACAUCGAGUACGGCCGCAUCCCCUUCCCCAAGUACAAGACUCAAGGAUUCUGGACCUGAAAGGAUGAAGCAGUGUAAGCUCCAGCGGACAGUGAACACAGUUGUACAAACUACGUAGAUCUCUAAGAAGUAAAACUCCAGUAGCAAGCAAAGAAUCCAGCAUUGGUUAGAAUAACAGGAAGGAAAGGAGUAUUGGCUAUUGUGUGUGUACAAAGUAUUCUUAGGUCAUGUCCUUGAGUCUGUCUCUAUGUUGUUAUAGAUUCUGGUCUACAUUCAAGAACUGUGUGCUGUAAACUGUCAUGGAAACUCAUGUAUUUGUGUUAUUUGUAAGAAGUCGUACCUGUAGCAUUUUGUUGCCUUCAAUAUCUGGUUUGGCUGUC
Hordeum vulgare subsp. vulgare (domesticated barley) is the source of this 871-nucleotide messenger RNA. RefSeq names its product protein RADIALIS-like 3. The transcript is spliced from 2 exons. Lineage: Eukaryota; Viridiplantae; Streptophyta; Magnoliopsida; Poales; Poaceae. The record is from RefSeq and is a predicted model, not a curated record. Bases 288 to 551 code for a protein of 87 amino acids. Gene Ontology annotation, molecular function: DNA-binding transcription factor activity.